Maniola jurtina (meadow brown) is the source of this 2078-nucleotide messenger RNA. RefSeq names its product tumor protein D54. Lineage: Eukaryota; Metazoa; Arthropoda; Insecta; Lepidoptera; Nymphalidae. The transcript has 6 exons. Gene Ontology annotation, cellular component: cytoplasm. Bases 331 to 1314 code for a protein of 327 amino acids. The record is from RefSeq and is a predicted model, not a curated record.
CGGUGAAAGUGGCAAAUACGAGCACUCAGGCAGCGACGCGAGACGAACGCGGGCGCGCGUGCUCGUGGAGCCCGACGUGGCGGAAGAAACGAAAACACAUAUUGCGCGCUAUUUGUCAUACGAGACAGUUUUAUUUGUGCUAAAAACACAGAACGAUGACAGUAGAGUGAAGAACCGAUGAAAUGUUUAGCAAGUGGACAUAAUAUUGCAUAUUGUAGCCAAUGUGUCUUAUAUUGUAUAUUUGGAGAAUAUUCUGUGCGAACCGAUCGGUCGUCCCUGUGAGGAAUAUGUGUGAGUGCCGCGGAAGACUAGGUAGAUAGAUUGAAUGGAAUGGCGAGCCAUGCGGAGGCGAGCGUGGAGCCAACGAGUUUGGAGUACAUGGAGGAUCCGUACUUCCUGCCCCCGGAUGACGAUUCCACUCCGAGCUUCGACGUGGCCGUCGACGAACUGGACGAGCUGGAGGACAUCGUGAACUGGCCGCAGGAUGACACCGAGGCCGAGUGGCGCGCGCUGCCCGACCUCGCCGAGUCCGCCCUUUGUAUUGAAACUGAAUUUUACAUGGACAAUCGCCGGCGGCGUUUGCGGAUAUUUAGGAAAAAAAUGCGUGAAGUUCGGGUCACAUUUCAAGAUUUAUCGAAGCCUUAUCUUGCCAGAAUGUCUAGCCACACGAAUUACAAAAAGUUCCUCGGUAUUACUCCUGGAGCUGAAGAGGCGAUGGGGCCCGCGGGCGCCGGCGACGCGAACACGCCGGACGAGCUGGCGGGGCUGACGCCCGAGCAGGCCGAGCAGCUGCGCGCCGAGUGGAGCCGCGAGCUUGCCAGGGUCGAGGACGAAAUCGCCACGCUUCGCACGGUUUUGCAGAGCAAAAUACGUCAAAGCUCCGAAUUAAAACGGAAACUUGGCAUCACAGUGUGGAAGGAGAUCACUGAAGACGUCAACCAGGGUUUGAAAAACGUCAAAGAGAGCCAAGUUUAUCAAACGAUAGAAACUCGCGUGGCUGCGCUUACACAAGCUGUGACUGAAUCACCCAUAUACCAAAAAACUGAAUCUGUGAUAAAAUCGACUGCCGAGAAGACGACGUCGAUCUUCGGCGGCAUCACGGCCGGCGUGUCCAGCAAGCUGGGCCAGAUGCGCAACUCGGAGUCCUUCCGCUCCAUCGAGGAGCGCGUCGGCACCGCUUAUGAAAACGUUAAGGGUAAAGUGGCAUCCCGGUCCAAUUCAACUCAGAGCUUCGACGAGGCGCUCCGCGAUGCCAGCCGCUCCGCCAGCGGCGCCACCUCGCCCACCAUCCCCGAGAACAAGCCGCUGCCCUAGUGACUCACGUCACACACCACACGCACUCUCGCGCCCUCACCGCACCAUGCCGCGCCCCACGUGAUAGGGACAAUUUCAUACUUUUUUUUCUACCAUAAAGUACCAUUUUUUUUAUAUGAUGGCUGCUUCAAUCCUGCUACCAUCUAACCUGUGGGCAACCAAGUAAUAUUAAAUUAGCUUAAGUUAAGUUCUAAAUCUAAUUUACAGUCCAAUGACUGUCCUUAGUUAAUUCUAUUAGGUACUUAAAAUUCACUGUUUUUGUGACCUAGUAUUUCAUACAUGACAAUUUUUAGGGGUUUUUUCAAUGGCAUCCAUAAUGAUCUUAUCUAAGAUUCAUAGAGUUCAUUUCGACUUUGCUCAGACUUAACAAACUGUUAAAACGAGACAGCGUUAUUCGCUGGCAUAAAUCUUGUCUCGUUUUAAUUGAAAAUUAAGUCAAAGUACGUUCUAUAGACCUCAGCCGAGAGGCCUUCUCGAACAUAACGCGUACUUAGCGUGCGUCAAGACUACGCGUCGCAUACUAGCGCCAUGCUAUAGCAUUGUACUAUUCAAGUUUGAACUCUGUCACAGAGUGCGAUGCUAGAAGUACGCAACUCUCUAACGCUACGUUAAAAUGCUGUAUUGAAAAAAAUACAGAGUUGUUAUUGUACGCUAGGCGUUAUUGCGUAAAUUAUUCAUAAUGAUGCUGUUUGACGUCCAAAAUACGCGACGUUACUACGCCACGUUAUUUGACGCAACUUUUUUUAUCAAAGGUCAAAACGUGG